Vombatus ursinus (common wombat) is the source of this 5218-nucleotide messenger RNA. It is a transcript of the gene RIC1, whose product is annotated as RIC1 homolog, RAB6A GEF complex partner 1. Bases 42 to 4310 code for a protein of 1422 amino acids. The transcript has 26 exons. The record is from RefSeq and is a predicted model, not a curated record. Gene Ontology annotation, molecular function: protein binding. Gene Ontology annotation, biological process: retrograde transport, endosome to Golgi; intracellular protein transport. Gene Ontology annotation, cellular component: Golgi membrane; cytosol; Ric1-Rgp1 guanyl-nucleotide exchange factor complex. NCBI's taxonomy places the organism in Eukaryota, Metazoa, Chordata, Mammalia, Diprotodontia, Vombatidae.
GCGGCGGCGGCGAAACAGCGGGGGCCGGUUCGGGGUGGACCAUGUAUUUCCUGAGCGGCUGGCCCAAGAGGCUGCUGUGCCCCAUGGGGAGCCUGGCGGAGCCUCCCUUUCACAUCCAGACCGACUCCCAGAGAACCUUCUUCGCCGUGCUGGCCCCGGCCCACCUCAGCAUCUGGUACAGCCGACCUAGCGUGUUAAUCGUAACCUACAAGGAACUGGCAAAAUCAUCUACUCAAUUUGGAUCCUACAAGCAAGUUGAAUGGAGGCCAGAUAGUACCAUGAUAGCUGUAUCAACAGCAAAUGGCUACAUCUUAUUUUUUCAUAUUGCAUCAGCAAGAGGAGAAAAGUACCUUUAUGAGCCUGUAUAUCCCAAAGGAAGUCCACAAGUAAAGGGAACACCUCAUUUUAAGGAAGAACAAUAUGCUCCAUCAUUGCAUUUGGAGAUGAAAAAAGUACUGGAUUUACAAGCACCUAUCAUUAGUUUGCAGUCAAUGCUAGAGGAUCUUCUGGUUGCUACAUCUGAUGGGCUGCUUCAUCUUAUUCACUGGGAAGGGAUGACAAAUGGAAGGAAAGCCAUCAAUCUCUGUACGGUACCAUUUUCGGUAGACUUGCAGUCGUCUCGAGCAGGUUCAUUCUUGGGCUUUGAAGAUGUGCACGUCAAAGAUAUGGAAUAUUGUGCUACACUUGAUGGAUUUGCUGUUGUAUUUAAUGAUGGUAGAGUUGGAUUCAUUACACCAAUGUCCAGCAAAUUUACUGCUGAGCAGCUCCGUGGUGUUUGGGCACAAGAUGUUGUGGAUGGAACUUGCGUAGCAGUAAAUAACAAAUACAGACUCAUGGCAUUUGGUUGUGCUAGUGGAUCUGUGCAAGUUUACACAAUAGAUAACACCACUGGAGCCAUGCAGCUGUCUCACAAAUUGGAGCUAACACCAAAACAAUAUCCUGAUAUUUGGAACAAAACGGGAGCUGUUAAAUUGAUCAGGUGGUCUCCUGAUAACAGUGUUGUAAUGGUGACUUGGGAACAUGGAGGCCUUUCUUUAUGGAGUGUGUUUGGUGCCCAGCUGAUUUGUACUCUUGGAGGAGAUUUUGCUUACCGGUCAGAUGGUACUAAGAAAGAACCUCUUAAGAUCAGCUCUAUGAGUUGGGGUGCAGAAGGUUAUCACCUGUGGGUAGUUAGUGGAUUUGGUUCUCAAAAUGCCAAUGUUGAGUCUGACAUCAAGAGUUCAGCUAAUCAGCCUGGCAUUCUACAAUUUCAGUUCAUCAAGAGUGCACUCACUGUUAACCCUUGUAUGAGUAACCAGGAGCAGGUGCUACUUCAGGGAGAGGAUCGCUUGUAUUUGAAUUGUGGAGAUGCCUCACAAGCCCAGAAUCCUAGAAACUCAUCAGCACACUCUGAACAUAAGCCCAUUCGGGAAAAGAGUCCAUUUUCAGAUGGAAGUUUAGAUUCUCAGGGUUUAAGCACUUUACUUGGACACCGACAUUGGCACGUUGUACAGAUUUCCAGCACUUAUCUGGAGAGCAAUUGGCCUAUAAGGUUUUCGGCGAUUGAUAAGCUGGGACAAAAUGUUGCUGUCGUUGGCAAGUUUGGUUUUGCACAUUAUUCAUUACUCACCAAAAAAUGGAAGCUCUUUGGAAACAUUACCCAGGAGCAAAAUAUGAUUGUGACAGGUGGCUUAGCCUGGUGGAAUGACUUUAUUGUCCUGGCAUGUUAUAAUUUAAAUGACCACCAAGAAGAGCUAAGGGUUUACUUGCGAACAUCCAAUCUGGACAACGCUUUUGCUCAUGUCACCAAAGUUCAAGCAGAAACAUUACUGCUUAGUGUUUUCCGGGACAUGGUAAUAUUAUUUAGAGCUGACUGUUCUAUAUGUCUUUACAGUAUUGAAAGAAAAACUGAUGGUGUAAAUACUACUGCCAGUAUUCAGGUUCUCCAGGAGGUCUCCAUGUCUCGCUACAUUCCUCAUCCUUUCCUAGUUGUAUCUGUGACUCUGACAUCAGUGAGAACAGAAACUGGGAUUACUUUGAAAAUGCCACAUCAGGCCUGUGAUGCAGAAAGCAUCAUGCUAAAUUUGGCAGGACAGCUCAUCAUGAUGCAGAGGGACCGAUCUGGCCCUCAAAUCCGGGAGAAGGACAAUAGCCCUAACCAAAGGAAACUUCUGCCAUUCUGUCCUCCUGUUGUACUAGCCCAAUCUGUUGAAAAUGUCUGGACAACCUGUCGAGCCAAUAAACAAAAACGCCAUCUUCUGGAGGCGCUCUGGCUGAGCUGCGGUGGGGCAGGAAUGAAAGUAUGGCUUCCUCUUUUUCCUCGAGAUCAUCGAAAACCACAUUCCUUCCUGUCCCGACGAAUCAUGCUGCCUUUCCACAUCAACAUUUAUCCCCUGGCUGUCCUGUUUGAAGAUGCAUUGGUCCUUGGUGCUGUCAAUGACACUUUGCUCUAUGACUGUUUGUAUACCCGUGGCAAUGCUAAGGAACAGUUAGAGGUACUUUUUCCUUUCUGUGUUGUGGAGAGGACCUCUCAGAUCUACCUCCAUCACAUUCUGCGCCAGCUUUUGGUCAGGAACCUUGGUGAACAAGCCUUGCUUUUGGCCCAGUCUUGUGCCACGUUACCUUACUUCCCUCACGUGCUGGAACUGAUGCUCCACGAAGUGUUGGAAGAAGAAGCUACCUCACGGGAGCCCAUUCCCGACCCUUUGCUUCCCACUGUAGCGAAGUUCAUCACGGAGUUCCCCCUCUUCCUGCAGACAGUUGUUCAUUGUGCCAGGAAGACUGAGUAUGCCCUGUGGAAUUACCUUUUUGCAGCCGUUGGGAACCCUAAGGAUUUGUUUGAGGAAUGUUUGAUGGCACAGGAUUUGGAUACAGCUGCCUCAUACCUAAUUAUCUUACAGAAUAUGGAAGUCCCAGCGGUGAGCAGGCAACAUGCCACUCUUCUCUUCAACACUGCUUUGGAACAAGGAAAGUGGGACCUCUGUCGACACAUGAUUCGAUUUCUUAAAGCCAUUGGCUCUGGAGAAUCUGAGACACCUCCACCAACACCUACUACUCAGGAACCCAGUUCAGGUGGUGGAUUUGAGUUCUUCAGGAACCGAAGCAUCAGUUUGUCACAGUCAGCUGAAACCUUGCCUGCUAGCAAGUUGAAUUUGCAGAAAACCCUCAGUAUGCCUUCUGGUCCUUCUGGGAAAAGGUGGAGCAAGGACAGUGACUCUGCUGAAAACAUGUACAUUGACAUGAUGCUCUGGAGACACGCUCGGCGCCUCUUGGAAGAAGUUCGGCUGAAAGACCUCGGCUGCUUUGCUGCCCAGUUAGGCUUUGAACUGAUUGGCUGGCUGUGUAAGGAGCGCACCAGAGCUGCUCGAGUGGAAGAUUUUGUAAUUGCUCUGAAGAGACUUCACAGGGAUUUCCUUUGGCCAUUCCCAGUCAUCCCCAUUUCUUCCAUCAGUUCACCAUUCAAGAACGGAAAAUACCGAAUAGGAGGGGGAGAACAAUUAUUAAAGUCUCAGUCAGCUGACCCUUUUUUAAACCUUGAAACGGAUACUGGAGUGCCUAGUGUCCCAAGAAGUCAGAGUUGGCUUGGCAGCAUUGGUUCCACCCACCAGGAAAUAGAUACAGCCUCAUCCCAUGGACCACAAACACAAGAUGCCUUCCUGUCACCUUUAUUAAAUAAAGGGGAUGAAUGCAGUAUUGGUUCAGCCACAGACCUAACUGAAACCAGCUCUAUGGUGGAUGGUGACUGGAUGAUGGUGGAUGAAAAUUUCUCUACUCUAAGCUUAACACAAUCAGAGCUAGAACACAUCUCUAUGGAGUUGGCCAGUAAAGGGCCACAUAAAUCCCAGGUCCAGCUCCGGUAUUUGCUGCAUAUCUUCAUGGAGGCAGGAUGUCUGGACUGGUGCGUUGUUAUAGGCCUUAUUCUUCGAGAACCUUCUAUAAUUAAUCAGGUGUUUGGUCUGACACAAUCUUCAGAAGUAGAUGGAGAGAUGUUACAGAACAUAAAAACUGGGCUACAUGCUGUAGACAGAUGGGCUUCUACAGAUUGCCCUGGAUACAAGCCAUUUUUAAAUGUCAUUAAGCCACAACUCCAGAGACUAAGCGAUAUCACAGAAGAGCAGAUCCAGCCUGAAGCCUUUCAGCCAACAAACAAGGUUCCUGAACAGGCUGCCAGCCCCAGAGCUGAGGAGAGCAGAAAUUCUGCUUGCUACAGCAGCAGCCCUCCAGGUGAGGCUGCCAACAGCAGUGCUGCAAGCUGGACUGAAGGCCCCAUGGCUGGAUCCCAGGAAGAAGAACCUUUUCAGGAUGGGACCUAUGACUGUACAAUCUCCUAACAGAAGUGGUCUUCUGUCACCAUGGGCAGUAUUAACAGAGUGCAACUGAGUGCACUGUGAACAAGUCAGAUGAUUUAAAGGGGAGAGAUCUGUUCAAACUACUUUUUAACUCAAAAGAAAUUUGUUUGAAUCCAUGAACAAUGUGACUUCAAAUAAAUGUUCUUUCAUUAAAAAAAUGUUUUUUAAGCUGCAAAGUAAUAAAGAUUAUUGUACAGAUGUACAUGAGAAUAUCUGGUUUUAUUUUUAAGAGUUUAGAACUGUUAAUAAACCAUAGGGAUGGUUCUCCAACAGCCUAAGCUUGUUCUCUCUGUUCUUGCAGCAGGUGGUUGUUUCCAAAACCACUCAGUGUCCUCCGUUACAUCAGCUGUCUGUGAAUUUGGCUACCUAAUACACUUUGUGUAGGACCAUACUCAAGUGAAUUAUGUGCCAGAGCUCAUGAAGACCCCACAAAUGGCUUGAAACUAGUAUAUUCAACCCAAGAACUGGAACUAACUCAAGUUCCUUCUUAAAAGUUUUACACCUGUUUUGCCUAGUUGCAGGCUGACAAGUUGGGAUCUAAAGGGUACUGAUGAAUUAUGCUGUUGGAUACCACAAAAAUAUUUUGUACUAAAAAAGUGUAUCUUUCUCUUUGUGAAUAGUCUUAUUUGUAAAUAUUCUCAAAGGAGCUGCUUCUCUGCUUGAGGCUUUGUAUCAUAGUUUGUAAGGUUUUAAUUACUCUGUACUCGUGAUAUGCAGAAAGGGCACUCUGCUUUGGAUUAAACAGUCUCUCUCUAAUGGACAUGGCAAUACGAGAGCCUGGAAACCUUGAUCAUGAAGACAGACAAUGAGGAAAGGCUUUAUGCAAAUUUGUUGGGGCUCUUAUUUAUUGCUUUUGUAAAUGGAUUAAAAAUGGAUUUUCUUUUUGUAAA